Rhipicephalus sanguineus (brown dog tick) is the source of this 1841-nucleotide messenger RNA. RefSeq names its product probable ATP-dependent RNA helicase DDX43. Gene Ontology annotation, molecular function: RNA helicase activity; ATP binding; RNA binding. Lineage: Eukaryota; Metazoa; Arthropoda; Arachnida; Ixodida; Ixodidae. The record is from RefSeq and is a predicted model, not a curated record.
GAUAUAGCUUGUCAUGCCUUGGACAGCCGAGAGCACAGCGUCGAAGGACGAAGAUGACUUCUGGGUCGAGGAAGAAUACGUUCCCACACCUCCAAAAUCAGCCUAUGACUCUAGGCACUGCAACGACCAUGACAGGUAAAGGUGGCUCUAAAAUCCGCGAGCUUCAAGAUACCACUGGUGCACGGAUAAAAGUUUUGAGAGAUGAAGAGGAGGUCUACACUACCCAUGAGGCUAAGAUUGAGCUCGAAGGCACUGUGGAAGUUCGUCGAAAAGCACAACAGCUUAUCGAGGAGCUCAUCUAUCCACAAGGAACAGGAACACGCUUCAGCAAGCGAGAAGAGGGGCCGAACAAAGAGGAGCCGCUCCCUUUCAUUGACUGGGCAAAGCUGAUUGCAGAAAGCGAUCAACAGCGGGAAGAGCGUUGGGCUUCUCUUCCACCAAUUGUAAAGAAGUUCUACAUCGAAGAUCCUGAAGUUGCAUGCAUGUCUGUCAAGGAUGUUGAAACUUUCAGGUUGGCCAACAACAACAUAGUUAUCAAUUACUUGGGCCCCAAAGAGCAGCCCCCUGAUGACAUAGCAAGCAACCCUGUGACAACCUUUGAACAGGCGUUUUCCAACUAUCCGGAAAUCUUGAAUGAAAUUUACAAGAACCAGUUUCUGAAGCCAUCUCCGAUUCAGAGUCAAGCCUGGCCCAUUCUGCUUCAAGGUCAAGACCUCAUUGGUAUUGCACAAACAGGCACUGGAAAAACUCUGGCUUUCCUCUUGCCAGCCAUGAUCCACAUUGACAGCCAGCCAGUCCCAAGAGAGGAGAGGACGGGGCCAUCUUGUCUGGUUCUUGCUCCAACUCGUGAACUGGCACAGCAGAUUGAACGCGAAGCCAGGAAAUACAACUAUCGGGGCAUUAGAUGUGUAUGCAUCUAUGGAGGUGGCAGUCGGCGAGAGCAGAUCCAGACCGUCAACCUUGGCGUGGAGAUAGUCAUUGCAACCCCUGGUCGCCUCAAUGACCUUGUCAUGAACAACAUCAUCGACCUCAAAUAUGUCACAUUUUUGAUCUUGGAUGAAGCAGACCGCAUGCUGGACAUGGGCUUCGAGCCACAGAUCAAGAAGGUGCUACUGGACAUUCGGCCAGACCGACAGACAGUUAUGACUAGUGCCACCUGGCCAGAGGGUGUGCGCCGGCUCGCGCAGCAGUACAUGAACAAGCCUUUCCAGGUGUUUGUUGGCUCCCUCGACCUGGCGGCCGUGCACACAGUGACCCAGACUGUAGUCCUCUGUGAUGAGAAUGAAAAGUUUCAAGAGCUUCUUGCUUUUCUCGAGUCCAUGCAGCCCGACGACAAAGUGAUUGUUUUUGCAGACAAGAAGGUCAUGGUGGAUCACCUGUCGAGUGAGUUUGCUUUGUCUGGUGUCAACUGUCAAUCUAUUCACGGAGACAGGGACCAGUGUGAUCGUGAGCAAGCACUUGAAGAUCUUCGGAGUGGGACAGUGCGAAUUCUAAUUGCCACUGAUGUUGCCGCCCGAGGUUUGGACAUAAAGGAUGUAACGCACAUCUUCAAUUAUGAUUUUCCCCGAAAUAUAGAAGAAUAUGUCCAUCGAGUGGGCCGAACAGGUCGAGCUGGGCGUCGUGGUGAGUCAAUCACAUUAGUAACCCGUGAAAACUGGAGACAUGCUCGUGAGCUGAUCAGUAUAUUGGAAGAAGCUAACCAAGAUGUCCCUCAAGGUCUCUAUGCAAUGGCUGAACGUUUUGAUGCCUGGAAGAAACGACGUGACGAGGAGAACCGUUCCUUUGGAUUGGACAGAGGUGGUGGUCGAGGUCGGUAUAACCGCUCUCGAUGGUAAGAGGAC